Anopheles darlingi is the source of this 2588-nucleotide messenger RNA. RefSeq names its product carnitine O-palmitoyltransferase 2, mitochondrial (gene CPT2). Gene Ontology annotation, molecular function: carnitine O-palmitoyltransferase activity. The coding region runs from base 388 to 2388 and encodes 666 amino acids. Gene Ontology annotation, biological process: fatty acid beta-oxidation. Gene Ontology annotation, cellular component: mitochondrion. Lineage: Eukaryota; Metazoa; Arthropoda; Insecta; Diptera; Culicidae. The transcript has 2 exons. The record is from RefSeq and is a predicted model, not a curated record.
GAGGAUCGCCACCCACCAAAGAGAUCUCGAUGAUCGUUGCCCUAGUUUUCCCCUAGUUUGUGCUGCGUUUGGAUAAAUCGUUGUUGUAGGUCGAACGUCCUUCGUCUGUGAUGUUCUUGCUGUAUUAAUUCCCACUUUAUCAUUGAGACUGAUAAGAUUAUUCCAUAAAAUAACGUUGCCACACCACGGUUUUCAGUAGCUCUCUCUCUCUCCUUGUUUGCUCAUCAAAAUCGGGGUUGAACUUUGAGCCCCCAAACCGAACCGACCCCACAGUGACAAACGCAGCUCGCGGGUGUGUUUAUUGAAGUGUUUUCCCCCACUAUCCGAUUGUGCCUUUUGUGUUUUCACCUGGAAUCGGCCGGGAAAGGUUCCAAUAAAGUUUGAAAUAUGCUACGACUACCCCAAACGCAAUGGUUAACCGUGGCGCGUACCGGUGCUGCGAGAUACCAAUCAUCCUCGGCCCGUCCAACUACCGGUAACGAGUAUCAGUACCUGCAGCGGUCCAAAAUUCCGAUGCUGCACUUCCAGCCAUCGCUUCCCCGACUGCCGAUUCCGUUGCUGCCAAAGACUUGCGAACGCUAUCUGGCCGCACAGGAACCGCUCCUUGGCGGGGAUGCAUUCCAGCAGACGAAGAAGCUGGUGGAUCAGUUCCGGGAAGAGGACGGCCCAAAGCUGCAGACCCUGCUCAAGGAGUUUGAUGCACAGAACAAGCAUACCAGCUACAUCUCGGAACCGUGGUUCGAUAUGUAUCUGCGAGACCGUGCUCCGCUACCGUUGAAUUACAAUCCUCUGUUAAUGAUGAACCCUGACCCACGGCCCGAAUACAACGACCAGCUACUGCGUACGACCAACCUCAUUAUCAGCUCCCUACGGUUUAUGCGAUCGUUGCGAGCUCGCUGCCUCGAGCCAGAAGUGUACCAUAUGAAUCCGGCCAAAAGCGAUACGGCCAAGUUCCGCACCAUUACCUCGCUAAUGCCUUCUUUCGUGUCGACGUACGCUGCUUAUGCGUUCAAAGCGUUCCCGUUAGAUAUGAGCCAGUACCAUGGACUGUUUGGAGCGACGCGCAUUCCUGAACUGGAGAAGGAUCGAAUUUACCGCAACGAGACCUCUCGCCAUUUGCUCGUCCUGCGGAAUGGUAACAUGUACGCGGUGGACGUCCUAGAUGAGUCAGGCAACAUCGAACAGCCUGCCACGCUGAUGGCACGUUUCGAGAGAAUUCUCAACGAUGGACGACCCCCGGCAGCCAAUCCGCUCGGGCUGCUGACGACGGAAAACCGAGACACCUGGGCCAAGGCAAGAAACCACCUGACGCAGCUCGGUAGCAAUGCUAAAUCGCUCGAGCUCGUCGAUUCCGCACUCUUCUGUCUGUGUCUGGAUGAGACAACGAUCGACCCGAACAACCCGAUACCGGCGAUCAGAAAUUUCCUCUUCGGCGACGGCACCAACCGUUGGUUCGACAAGUCCUUCUCGUUGAUCGUUGCCCGGGACGGUACCACUGGUAUCAACUUCGAACACUCUUGGGGAGAUGGUGUCGCGGUGUUGCGCUAUUUCCAGGAGAUUUUCAAAGAAACCACCACGGCUCAGUUCGCAAACGCUGGCCUAAAGGGAGCGCAGGCGGAAUCACGGGGAGUUACGCCGAUCGAGUUCACCGUGGAUGAGGCUAUCCAAACAGCACUCAGUACGGCCGAAAAUAAUCACAAUUCCGUGAUCGACUCGCUUGAUAUGAACUUCAUGAAGUACGAGGGUAUGAACAAAAACUUCUGUAAACAGCAGCGCAUCAGUCCGGAUUCGAUCAUGCAGCUCGGUUUUCAAUUGGCGUUCUACAAGCAACAUGGCCAGUUCGUUGGUACCUACGAGUCCUGUAGUACGGCGGCCUUCCGUCACGGACGCACGGAAACGAUGCGCCCGUGUACGAUGGCAACGAAAGAGUUUUGUCUAGAGAGCCAACGACGAACGGGUGAAAGGAAGAGUGAUAGCGAACUGCGGGAAAUGCUGAACCGCUGCUCCACCGUGCACGGGCAGCUUACGAAGGAUGCCGCCAUGGGCCAAGGGUUCGAUCGGCAUCUGUUCGGUUUACGCCACACAGCGCAGAAGAAUGGCCUACCAAUUCCGGCGCUGUAUGCAGACACGGCAUACGCAGCGAUCAACCACAACAUCCUAUCGACCAGCACCCUGUCCUCUCCAGCCCUGCUAGCCGGAGGGUUUGGCCCGGUGGUACGCGAUGGUUAUGGUAUUGGGUAUAACAUCCAGGACAGCUACCUUGGCACUGUCGUCUCGAGUUACCGGCCGCACCGGAAUGGCCGUGAGUUUGUCGAUUGCCUACGGGAGGCGUACGAAGACAUUGCCAAAGUACUGAAAGCAACCGGACCGCCGCCGAAAGGCAAGUGAAAACGUUGAGCUGGGGACCUUUUUGAAUUCCAUUUAGAUUCGUUGUUUCGUUUUCAUCUGCUGGGUGUGCUAUUAAGUUUCCAACAAUCAAUCUAUAGCAACUUUUUAUCGUGGUACAGUUAUUCGAACGCCCUCUUCAUCAAAUGCUGAUCACGGCUGUUUGUAAUAAAGAUUUGCAGUCAAUUGUUUGUGAUAUUGGA